AUGAAACCUAGUGUCGAUUUGAUACUUCAAUCAUUAGGUGAACUGUCAAAGAGGAAGAUAAAGAGAUAUGCAAAUGUAUGGUCAACAAAGAUUUCUGACCUGUAUUUAGUUAGGAGCAAAAUAACUAAGAACCAUGUUCCUUUCAUUUCAAAAUGCUUUCUAAUCAACAACCUUCUGAAUAAUCAAGAUGUUAAAAAUAUACUGAGGUACGUUCUGCCUCAGAUAAUUGAUAAAAACGGGUUCUCUGUGGAGGAAUAUUCUCUAAUGUCGUAUGUGUACUCUUGUAUCGACGAAGAUGACCCUUCGGAAACCAUCCUUGUAAAUAACUACUCGAAGGACUCUGUGGAAACAGCAUCUGAUGAGGAACUUUUGACCUUUCUGAACACAAUUUCACUAAUGCUAAGCAGAAGAAUCUUUGGUAAGAUUAAUUUUGGGUUUAGAGGAGUCCAAGAUAUCUCAAACGAUCUAAUGGAGUACCUCUGGGAUAGAGUUAACGCAGUUAGUUCGAAGUGUAUUUCUGAAAUGGUGGAAUAUUUAAAGGUUUCAGAAAUCAUGCUGGAGUCUAUUUUCAUUUCAAACCUACUAGGUAAACUUGAUAAAGAGGUAUUAAAUAACAAUAUCAUUGAUCACGGCUCUAUAUUCUCCUUUGUUAAAAUUUCCCAACUUUUAUCACCUGAGAGGAAGAGUUACGUCAUGGAUAAAAUUUAUAGCUCAGAUUACAACACUAUUCUCGAUACACUUAGGAAAAUAAAUUAUUUUAAGUUACCUAACAUGGAAUUCACAGAACACCUUUUUAAUAGAUUAUGCAAUACUCCAGCCAAGUCUACGAUGUGCAGAAAGGAGGCGCUUGGAUACCUAGAUAAUACAAUUUUCGACCUAGAAGGGAAAAUUAGGCGUAAAUCUGUGGAUUCAGAUGUCUUUUCGAGGCUUCAUUCACACCUGAAAGCAAUCAAAAGCACAAACGUCCUGGAAAACCCACACAGAUCGAGGGUUAGGUGGAAUUUCCCAUGUUUCAUAGCAUAG
Messenger RNA from Theileria annulata, 1023 nucleotides. RefSeq lists its product as uncharacterized. The transcript is spliced from 2 exons. The record is from RefSeq and is a predicted model, not a curated record. Lineage: Eukaryota; Apicomplexa; Aconoidasida; Piroplasmida; Theileriidae. The coding region runs from base 1 to 1023 and encodes 340 amino acids.